AAGGACCCCCAGGGUUAACUUAACAGGACUCCGCAGACUGCACUCAAGGCUGGAGGAGAGAGAAGAAGGAGACCCUCUCUUUCCAAAUCAGUGCUCGGGUGUGUAAGCAACGUUGCUCCCUAGAGCAUGCAGCUGGGCUUGGAGACAGAGUGAGAGUUACUGCAGGACACUUGGGAAGACGUGCAGGAUGACUUCCACGCCAGACUCAGAUGAUGACAGAGCCUUCAAGGACUUGAAUGUUGUGGGAAUGCUUCAUCAGUUCUGGGAACAGAAGCAGGUGAAGGGAGCCAUGGUGGACAUGGACAACCUAAUUGUUUAUGAAUCUCUCCCCUCACCUGGAGCGCCUUUCAUCUGCUAUGUCACCUUACCAGGAGGGAGCUGCUUUGGGAACUUCAAGUGCUGCUACACAAAGGCCGAAGCCCGGCGUGAUGCCGCCCGUGUUGCUCUGAUGAACUCCACAUUCAACGAGUUGCCCUGUCGCCGUAUCACCCCUGAGUUCAUUGCCUGUAGCGUAGAGGAGGCCGUUUCCACCACCAGUGGCAACAUGCAGGACGCGUCCGACCCUGGCACCAGCGUAGGAGCCUACCACCUCAUGCUGCAGGCCAACAUUGGCAAAACCAUGCUGGAAUUUCAGGAAAUAAUGACAGUGUUUCAGCUGUUGCACUGGAAUGGGACGCUGAAGGCUUUUAGAGAGAGGAAAUGUAACAGACAGGACGUCAUCGGCUACUACUCACAGCAGCAGGUGGACAGCUGCAUGCGCAGUUACAUGGCUCUGGACUGGCUGCAGCGGGAGCAGCAGAGGCCAGGGCUCCUCUCCCACGAGCUCCAGCUAGCCCUGAGGGAGCUGGCCGAAGCCCGGCAGGCGGGCCGCGAGCUCCGCUUCUACAAGGAGAAGAAGGAGGUCCUGAGCCUGGCGCUCAGUCAGGCCGGAGAAGAACAGCUGGAGGGAUACUGCGAGGAGGAGGUACUCUGGAAGGGAGAAGAGGCCAGGCUGGAGUAUCCGAGGCACGAAGGCAGAUGCCUGGACAAGAGUGUGGUGGAUCUGUCGGAACACUGCCGAUUUUAUUACCAGGAGAGUGGGAGUGAUAGAGGGUCACUGGGAUGAGGCUUGUGUGUUGGAGUGAUGGGGCACACAGGACUUUAGACUCAACCUCAGAAUCACUAGCACACAUUUUGCAUAUUUUUUAUAUGUAGUAUACUCUUUUAUGUGCUUUCUAUGUGCACUGUGAAUUAAUUUGGCCCUUUAGAGGAAUAUGCAGCAAAAUUGAUUUAUCAGACUCACCUAUUUUAGACUGUAAACUGGUUUAGUUUACGACUGUAUACAUCAAAGAGCAGACUUGAGACUUAAUCGAGAAUUUCACUUUUGUCAAGCAAGGACAAUGUAAAUCCUUUUUUUAAACUAACCACAUGGUGGCGCCAUACCCUCUGUAUGAGGUUUACAAACGCAUUGUCUACUGUUUCACUCUUCAAUCUGUACAUGCUCUUUUAGCAGUAAACUGAAUGAAAAGACAUGCCACAAACAUUUUCUAAUAUUUAGGCCAAAUAUUUCAGUCAGUUGUUUUGCUUUAACUCUGUUUAAACAUGCUCCGAGGCCUUAAAACAUACACAGUCAUUCUACCUCCAAAAACCUUUAAAGAUUUGAAGAUCAUUUAAUUUAGCAGGUCUUUUUUCAGUAUUAUAUGCAGACAUUUAUGGGAAAUAAAACUGACUUAACAGAAUUAACACAUCUACUUAAUCAUUUUGAGUAGCCUGUACAAAUACUUAAUAAUUCAAUAUAAAACUUUUAAUACAUUUUAAUACAAUGACCUCUUAUUUUUUCAACAAGCAAGAGAAGUAUUGUAUGUCAGAGAUUAGUAGGCUGAUAUUGACAAAGUGCUGGGUAAAUUGUUUAUUCAUGCAAAUCUUUUAUGCUGUACAUACUGCUUAGAUUUCUUCACGAGUUAAGAAGUGGAAUCUUGUCACUGGAAA
This is a messenger RNA of Electrophorus electricus (electric eel), 1968 nucleotides long. RefSeq names its product limb and CNS expressed 1 (gene lix1). NCBI's taxonomy places the organism in Eukaryota, Metazoa, Chordata, Actinopteri, Gymnotiformes, Gymnotidae. Gene Ontology annotation, cellular component: cytoplasm. Gene Ontology annotation, biological process: autophagosome maturation. The record is from RefSeq and is a predicted model, not a curated record.